AUGGCAAGCACAAUGUACGAGAUCCUCAAUGACAACAAUGAUGGAAAAGGACGUUCAGAUACUUGGGACCCGUUAACAAUGCACAUUUGUUGUUUUUGUCACAAACUCGCCUUGAUCGUUAACGCGGGCCUGGAAGCUUUGUCACUCAAGACCCUUCCACCUGGAAAGACGAAGGAAUCAGUAUUGGGAUUCUUCCCCGUACUCCAUCGGGUGACCAAGGAAGACAAACCAGAAGAGUUUCCCGUUCAAGGCAACAAUAGAUCGACAGUCAAUAUGGAACAACAAAUCCCUGGUUCAAAUCUGGAGAUCGAUGAUGAUGGACGUUCAGCGGACGAUGACUAUAAUGGUUCGGACGAAAACUCAGAAAUUGAAGAAGAGUCUUCAUCUGAAGAUGACACUCAGAAGAAGACAACAGUGCCAGCAGUCAUUAAUCCCACGUCUCAACAAAAACAUACCAAGACCUUGCGGCUUAACACUACAAACAAUACCAGUUUCGCCCCAGGAAAAAAUGGCAAUUUGAGUGGUGGAAAAUUGUUCAAUUUCCUGAGGCUUUUUUUACAAAAUGCCUCAGGAGUAAAAAUCAGGCUAAAAUGA
This is a messenger RNA of Puccinia graminis f. sp. tritici CRL 75-36-700-3, 594 nucleotides long. RefSeq lists its product as uncharacterized. Lineage: Eukaryota; Fungi; Basidiomycota; Pucciniomycetes; Pucciniales; Pucciniaceae. The coding region runs from base 1 to 594 and encodes 197 amino acids. The record is from RefSeq and is a predicted model, not a curated record. The transcript has a single exon.